AUGAAGGGCACUCUUGUCUAUUCAGCCAACAGACCUCAGCGAUGGUCAACCAUUCUUAUUCGUUACGAUUUCGUCAUUUGCUACUGUCGCGCUACGGAUUUUGGUCAGGCUGGCGCUCUUUCUCGCCUCGUCUGCAAUCAUCAGGGACCCGAAGAAGACGCAAUGACUGCUGCUCUUUCGAUUGAGGACGAUGUGCGCAGUCAGCUAUCAGACGCCAUACGGGGUAUUCCUGAUAAUGCCGUGGACAUUCGACGUGCUACUGAACAGGAUCCUGUUCUCCGUCAGGCCAUCACCUACGUGCAGACCUGCUGGCCAACCACUGUUCUCACUGGCGAUCUUCGCCAGCUCUUCUUCCGCCGAGAAUUGCUAUAUGUGGUUGAUUCCUGCCCCAUGUUUGCAGACCGUGUGAUAGUCCCAUCUUCAAUUUGGCCUGCUAUACUACGCCAGUUUCAUGCGGCUGAUCCUGUUACCAGCCGAAUUAACCAAAUUGCUCGCAAUUUUGCAUACUGGCCGGGUAUCGGCAGCGAUAUGGACGACCUGGUUCGACUCUCUUUUCGAUGUCAUCAAGCUGCCAAGAUGCCGCCUCGUUAA
Spirometra erinaceieuropaei is the source of this 591-nucleotide messenger RNA. NCBI's taxonomy places the organism in Eukaryota, Metazoa, Platyhelminthes, Cestoda, Diphyllobothriidea, Diphyllobothriidae. The record is from the annotation of a GenBank genome assembly.